Messenger RNA from Penicillium canariense, 975 nucleotides. RefSeq lists its product as uncharacterized. The coding region runs from base 1 to 975 and encodes 324 amino acids. Lineage: Eukaryota; Fungi; Ascomycota; Eurotiomycetes; Eurotiales; Aspergillaceae. The transcript is spliced from 6 exons. The record is from RefSeq and is a predicted model, not a curated record.
AUGUCUGUCAAGCAAAACCUUCGCUCGGAGGUCAUCUUGGAGAAAUAUGGCAAGUCACUUGCUGGAAAGACAGUCUUGAUCACCGGUGUCUCCGAUCAGUCCAUUGCGGGUGAACUUGCUAUCCAAUUGUCCAAUGCCGAUCCCAAGCUCCUCAUCCUGAGCGCCCGCGCCGAGUCCAAGGUAGCUCCGAUUGCCGAGAAGAUCAAGGCCUCCAAGCCCAAUGUUGAAACCCGUUUUCUCAACAUGGAGCUGGGAGACCUGAGCAAUAUCCACCAGGCAGUUAAUGAGGGCCUCGCAGAUGUGCCCAAGAUUGACCAUGUGGUCUUCGUGGCUGCUGUGAUGGCAUGCCCUUUCAGCAGAACCAAGGAUGGAUUUGAGAUGCAGUUCGGCGUCAAUUAUCUGGCAAACUUCUUUCUUGUGAAGCUCCUCUUGCCAAAGAUUCAAGCCGCUGGCCCAACGUCUUCGAUUAUCGUUACAUCAAGUGCGGCGAUGAGGCAAGGCCAAGUUCACUUCGAUGAUCUUGAUUUCAGUGAUGGCAAGACCUACGAACCACUGGUUGCGUAUAGCCAGUCCAACGCCGCGCGCACCAUGUUCGCAAAAAGACUCGGUGAAAACUUGAAGAGUCAAGGAAUCCGUGUUUUCAGCAUUGAUCCUGGUGGUAUCUGUUUACACCGGCUUGCAAAGGCACUUCCCCCGGACUUUCCGGAAAUGAUGGAGGAAUGGAAGAAAGCUGGUCCUCUUCUGGAUGUAGACGGAAAAGAAUUCGACUUCCCCACGUGGACAACUCGGUCUGAAGGAGCGGCCACCAUGAUCACGGGAAUGAUUGACCCUACCAUCGCAGAUUAUACCGGGGCGUUCCUGAGCCAAAACGCCGUAGCAAAUGAUCAUAUGCACGCCCAUGUUCGAGAUGAACAGAACUGCACCCGCCUCUGGGAGAUGAGUGAAAAGAUGAUCCAGGAGAAGUACCCCUUAUAA